Messenger RNA from Protomyces lactucae-debilis, 360 nucleotides. RefSeq lists its product as uncharacterized. The annotation marks the transcript as partial. Lineage: Eukaryota; Fungi; Ascomycota; Taphrinomycetes; Taphrinales; Protomycetaceae. The transcript has a single exon. The record is from RefSeq and is a predicted model, not a curated record.
CCAUGGAUGCUGCGGCGCAGGGUCUCACAGACAGACUAUGGCCUUCAAAGCCGAAAAGAAAAGGGAGAGAAAGAGUCGGAGCCGCUAGCUGGGUUUUGAGGGUUUCAAAAGGCAAGACUCUCUCGACCAAGGGGGGAAAGCCCAGAGUGCUUGUAUCGCAGCGGUCUCUUGGGCUUGUGGCAACUUGCGGUGCUCUAUAGCACGGCGCCCGUAGGGUUAGGCAGCCGCCGCGUUUUCCAUCGAGUUCCAUCGAGUUCCACCAAUGGGAUUUUUUGUUCCUGUGCGCCUCGCUUAACACUUCCUAAAAGGUGUCAAUGUCACUGUCACUGUCGCUUUUGAGGAAAAUCCAAUAAAUAAAUA